Molecule: messenger RNA, 669 nt
Organism: Vollenhovia emeryi
Lineage: Eukaryota; Metazoa; Arthropoda; Insecta; Hymenoptera; Formicidae
Exons: 3
Coding region: 79-570 (163 amino acids)
Biological process (GO): regulation of transcription by RNA polymerase II
Cellular component (GO): nucleus; transcription regulator complex
Source: RefSeq, a predicted model, not a curated record
CUCAUAAUUGGGAUAAGAUUAAGUAGAGAACCAUUAAACAUUUUUGUAUUUUUUAUAGAUACAAAUGACAUUACGACUAUGAAGAAAAAAUGGAAGUCAUUGUGUGAUACUUAUAGGACGUAUAAAAAUAAGCAGCAGAAACCAAGCGGUUCAGCAGGGACCUCACAAAAGAAAUGGGUGCACUUCGAACGAAUGAAGUUUCUUAAUGAUAUGCAGCUCGAAACAGAAACUGUAACCAAUAUCGCGACAUUUCCCAGCGAAGAGUCUAAUGAUACUAUGACUUUUGAUGAACACAGUAGCAGUGAUCGUGGAUCACGUAAGCACAAACGUAGCUGCAGUAGCAUAGAUAGCGAAGAUGGUUCCAAUUUUGACCGAUUAAUUGAUGCUAUAAAUCAACCGAUUAACAUACCACCGUUUGUGCCUCCUAAGCCACCACCCUCUGACAAAGCAACUUUGUAUGGUAACCUUGUUACUGCUCAAUUACGAGAAAUCAAUCCUGAGGUUAUGGAUGACAUAAUGCUGCAAGUGAUGCAAUUACUUAAUAAUGCUAAGAAAAAUAAUUCUUAUUAAAUCACCGCCGUUUAUUUCCUCUACCGACUGACAAAGUAUAGCUUUAUUUAGUUUUACAAGUAUUAAAUAUGUAUUAAAUAAAGAAUAAAGUUUAUAAUA